This is a messenger RNA of Pomacea canaliculata, 3837 nucleotides long. RefSeq names its product F-box/LRR-repeat protein 20-like. Gene Ontology annotation, cellular component: SCF ubiquitin ligase complex. Lineage: Eukaryota; Metazoa; Mollusca; Gastropoda; Architaenioglossa; Ampullariidae. The transcript is spliced from 3 exons. The record is from RefSeq and is a predicted model, not a curated record. Gene Ontology annotation, biological process: SCF-dependent proteasomal ubiquitin-dependent protein catabolic process. The coding region runs from base 134 to 2137 and encodes 667 amino acids. Gene Ontology annotation, molecular function: protein binding.
GAGGCCAGUUAGGUAAGAGAUCACAUGACCCGUAGGUAAACAGAGCGACUGACGACGUGCAGCAGCUGAUCGAACGGACCGCCACAAUCACUUCGCAUGACGCAAGGGCAACAGUGACAAAACUCUCUCAAAAAUGGCAUCAAAGCUGCCGAUUGAGGUAGUGACCCACAUUAUGUCCUUUCUGGGGGUACCUGACCGCAAGGAGGCUGCUCUUGUAUGCCAAGCCUGGUAUGAGGCAUCUUUAGACCCAGCAUUGCAGCAGAACAUAAUUGUAAACUUCUCCUAUGAGAAAACUGGGGAAAUUCUUCAGAGCUUUCAGCGACGACGGCUCAGCCACCUUGUUCUCUCUCAAUUUGAUAAUUCAAGUUCCUCCACAAAUGCAAUACUGAAGUCAUUUGAGCAGAUCUCUGAAGAUCUGAAAAGUCUGUCCUUGAAAGACUCAAACAUUACAGAAGGGACACUACUCCAGAUGCUUCUGAAGUGUCCACACUUGGAGAGUCUGGAUCUCAGUGGGUGCAAUUCCCUUUUCAUGGCUGGUACUUUAUUAAACAACAAUGAGAAAGCCCAGCAGCUUGAAAAAGCCAUGAAGAAUGUGAAAGAAUUAAAGCUAGCAUCACUGCGUUACAUUUCAGACAACUCCUUCCAUCGACUGAUGGCUGCAUUCCCAAAUCUGUCCAAGCUGAGUCUGGCAUCCAGUCAGAUUACUUAUAAUGGCUCUGCUUAUUAUUCCAGAACCUCAGCAGUGUAUGAUAAUACAGCUGUUUUCACUUUCUUUAAACUGGAGCAGUACAUUUCUGAUCAUGUCAGACAACUGAAAGUGUUAGAUCUUAGCCGCACAUCCAUCACAAAUGAACACCUUGGACAGCUUGUCCGCAUUACAGACCUUCAGCUGGAGGAACUUUUCCUGGUGGGUUGCCGUGACAUUGGCAAUGAAGGUGUGAACAGGCUGUGUCAGCAUCAAACUAGCCUGCGUGUGCUAGAUCUGACUGAGUGCGUGGACGUCAGAGAUGUGGGCGUGGCAAACAUCACCACUCACCUUAGCAAGCUGGAGACACUCCGCCUUAACAAAUGUCACAUGAUCACUAAUGCUUCCAUCGGUUUGUUGAAAAACUUGCCCCACUUGCAAGUGUUGGACCUGGUAGAGUGUUAUGAGCUCACCAGUGCAGGAUUGGUGACUGGACUUUGUGAGGUGGUCAAGUCCAGCCUUACUCACCUCAACCUGUCAUGCUGCAGCAAGGUGGACACAGACCUGGUCAUCAAGCUGGCGCAGCAUGUUCCCAUUUUGCAACACUUGGACCUUAGCUCCUGCUUCUUGCUGCAGGAUGUGGGUCUUCACAAUAUAUCCAGUUCCCUUCACAACCUCCGUACACUGCGUCUUGCCUGGUGCAAAUCCAUAACCAAUCUCGGCCUUCUUGGCCUGCAGGCUAAUGGGCUGUGCCCAGUCCAUGACCCAGUGGAUUCUCAACUAAACGGAGAAUGCAGCUGCAGUGGGAAGUCUAAAUUCCCGGUCAUAUUUCGCAAACCCACAGAAGCGCUCCGGGAAAAGAAUGAGGCGACUGUGAAAAGAAUGAUAGCAGAGCUCAAUGAUGCAUUUGUUCCCCAAAGCCUGAGCGCUCUGACAUAUCUGCAAAACUUAGACCUAAGCUCAUGCCCGCAGCUAACAGAUCUUGGUCUGCGAGGUGCCAUCAAGUUCUGUGAACUGAGGGUUUUGAAGAUGAACCUGUUGCAUGGACUGACAGAUGAAGGGUUGACUGACAUUGCCAUUAACAAUCCUGGACUUGAAGAACUCCAGUUACAGCAGUGUGCUCGCAUCUCAGACACAGGCAUAGACAUUGUAACACAGCGAUGUCAACGCUUAAUAUACUUGGAUGUGUCAAACUGUGACCGUCUCACAGACACAUCAUUGCUCCACAUCCAGGACAACUGCAGACGACUUCGGCACCUUGACCUCUCCUACUGCAGCAGUCUCACCAUCCAGGCUGUUGACCAGUUGGAAGCACGGAUGCAAACCUUAACCUCUUUGCGAAGGCUAAAUGUAGGUUUGUCUAAACUUCCUCUGGGUAUGAAUAUGAUUUCUGGCCCAGGUGGUUUGAAGAAGGUCAGCUCAGGGAAAAUACCACUGUUAACAUUAGUUUAGCAAAACCAUAACAUUUAUAUUUUAACCUGUUUUAUCUAUAUACCUGGACUACAUGGAUGUCAGACUUACGUUAGGCUGUUCAGAAAGAAACAUGUCCAGUCUUUUAUGUAUUUCAAGAUUUGACAGGGUAUAAGCACUGCAGAAAUAAGCUGGCAAUGGGGAACACAUUUAUUGGGUCUUAAUACAUUGUGGUGAAAGCAUUGUGAUUUACACAGAGAGAGGGGUCCAUAUCUGUCUUUGCAGGACCUGGUAGUUUGAAUUAUACUGCUGUGAUUGCUUGAUUAUCAUGUUUAUGAUAGUGAAGAGAUGGAACAUGUUUGAUGAAGACAAUUACUUAAAAACUAUCAAAUACUAUACUUACUUAUAUUUGUAUAUUAACAUUUACAUUUGAGAACUUGAUGUGAUUAUUAUGAAAUGGAUUUUGCAUGCUUGUGUAGUGUGUAUAUAUGUAUAUGCUCAGUUGCUGUAUCUUUUAAAAUAGAGCACACUAGGUUUGUGCAAUUAACGAACAAGGAGCUGAUAUAAAUAUGCUUUUAAUGGUUGUUUCGUUACAGAAUAUGACAGAAAUAGUACAUUGAUUAUAUUUAUUUUCAUCAGUUUUUCUCCCAUUUUGCAUAUUAGUUUGUUGAGGCUUGCUGCAUCUGUGAUGUCCCAUUCAAGAUUGUGUUGAAAUGUUUUAAACAAGGAACCAGUAAUUCGUAUGCUAUAUAUCAUGCAGUCAUGCAUGUGAGUAUGUGAUAUUUAAAAUUAAGGUGUUUUUGGAACAAGUGCUUUCAUGACAAUGAUUAUUAUUGUCGUAUGAUCUGAUUUUUUAUUAUUAUUACUUAUAUUUGUGCUAUGAGGAAACUUACAUUGUUUUUAUUUUCAGAGUAUACCGUAACAGUUAGUGUAUAUAAGAGAAAGUGCCAUAGUCUUCGUUUUGCAUGCUUGGAGAAUGUUUAAGUGUAUUACUUAUUAUGUUAAUUGCUUUGCAUUGUUAUAACGAUGUGAACAUUACUGUAAACAAUGUGAAAAUAUUCCAAGGUCAGAUUUGGAAUAGCUUGUACUGAAAUCAGCAUGCUACUCCAGGGACUUUUUGUUAAAUGCGAUUGGAUAUAUUUAGGUUGUAUAAGUAACUUGAUGGCAGGAUUAGAUGUAGGCCUAGGAAAGAAAGGGUAGCUCAGAGCUCAUUAAUUUCAUUGGUGUUGAAACUUCACCACAAACCUAGUAUACCUCUAUAUUUACAUAAAAUGUGUUACUAGAUCAUUAUUAAAUAACUCAUUAAUUAAAUAUUACUUAAAUUGCUAUGUUAUAUCACCGUGUAUUACAACACUGGAUAAGACUGCAAUUGUGGAUUGUGCACAUUUCAAUUACUUUAGUGCACAUUGUGUUGAUACACGUACACAUUAAAAAAAAACAUUACCCCUCCCAAUAUUGGGCAUUUAAAUAGCAGUGCAAAAACUAUUAUUGUGUCAUUACUUUAUAGCAUUUUAAAAACAUAACAGGCAGAGACUUUUUAAUCAUUUUCAUGUUUACACAUUUAUCAAGAAUAUGUUUCUUGCACAAGGUUGCUAUCAAAUGCAGAGCUGUUUAUUAGUGUAAUUAUUUUCUAUAUUUUCAAUGGAAAAUAUGAAAAUACAAUUGACAACAAACUUGUAUUUCUGGACUGCUGGCAGAUGAAUUUUUCCAGUUUACUACUAAAACGAGGCAUGAGACUACAA